Molecule: messenger RNA, 856 nt
Organism: Morus notabilis
Lineage: Eukaryota; Viridiplantae; Streptophyta; Magnoliopsida; Rosales; Moraceae
Product: probable prefoldin subunit 5
Exons: 3
Coding region: 64-534 (156 amino acids)
Biological process (GO): protein folding; regulation of DNA-templated transcription
Cellular component (GO): prefoldin complex; cytoplasm
Source: RefSeq, a predicted model, not a curated record
GAGAGAGAGAGAGAGAGAGAGAGAGAGAGAGACAUCAGAACUCAGAAGUAGAACGGAGAAAAAAUGGCGUCGUCGAAAGGAGGAAGCAGCGGAAGUGGAAGUGGGGGAUUGGAGAAGCUGAGUAUUGAGCAGCUGAAGGUGGUGAAGGAGCAGACGGAUCUGGAGGUGAACUUACUCCAAGACAGCCUCAACAACAUCCGCACCGCCACCUCCCGCCUCGACCUUGCCUCCACCGCCCUCCACGACCUCUCCCUCCGCCCCAAGGGCAAGCCCAUCCUCGUCCCUCUCACCGCCUCUCUCUACGUCUCCGGCUCUCUCGACGACGCAGACAACGUCCUCGUCGACGUCGGCACCGGCUACUUCAUCGAGAAAACAAUGGCUGAGGGCGAGGAUUAUUGUGAGCGGAAGAUCAACUUGCUGAAAUCGAAUUUCGAUCAACUUGUUGAGGUUGCUUCUAAGAAGAAGAGCAUAGCGGAUGAAGCUGGCGCGCUUUUGCAAGCAAAGUUGAAGCAGUUAUCUCCUGGUGCACAAUGAGUCGAUGCAUUUAUAGGGUUUAUAAUUUUCAAUUCCAAAAAUCCAGUCACAGUGAUGUUUUAAAAUGGUUAUCCACCUGGAUACAUAUAUUUUUGGGAUUAAUUCUCCCCUUUGUUUAGUCAAUCAAGUAAAAAAAAAAAAUCCCAUGAUCCAAACCCUUAAAUCAAGUUGUCCUUUGAAUCUAGAAACACAAUAUACUUGAUUAACCUUGUUUUUGGAUUUUAAUCAUCCCUUUUUUCUUUUCUUGCCCCAGCUGCAAGUAGGAUAGCCUUUUUUGAAUACCAUGAACAUGUUCAAAAUUUCAGUUAUGAAAUUCUUGUUU